AUGAACUUCUUUUUCAAAUCGAAGCAAAAGGGCCCGGUCGAAUUGGUCAAGGCAACCCAUGAGGCAAUGGCAAAACUAGACAACGGCGAGCACCAGCGCAACAAGGCCAACGACGAGAUCUCGAAGAACGUGGCCAACAUGCUAUCAAUACUGCGCGAGGGCGGCGCCGACAAGAAGGUCCCCGACGUGACAUCAGAGCAGGUUGCCCAGCUGGCCCAGGAAAUAUACACGACGGAGCUGCUGCCGCUGCUUAUCACGAACCUGUCGCGUCUGGAGUUUGAGACACGCAAGGAGGUCAGCAUCAUCUUUGGCAUGCUGCUGCGCCGGAAGAUUGGCACACGGCAGCCCACCAUCGAGUACCUACUGAAGCGCGAGCCGGUGCUGAGGGACCUUGUGCGUGGGUACGAGAACCCUGACGCCGCGGUGUUCUGCGGCAACAUGCUGCGCGACCGUCCUGGCCUCCCCGAGUUCUUCAACUUCUUUGACUACGUCGAGGGCCCCAACUUUGACGUGGCCAGCGAUGCCUUUGCAAACUUCCGCGAAGCCCUGACAAAGUUCAAGGCACCAGCGACAAACUUUUUGAACGCCAACUACGAUGCGUUCUUUGAAAAGUACACCAAGCUGAUUCUGUCCAGCAACUACGUCAUCCGGAGACAGUCGCUGAAGCUGCUGGGCGAGAUCCUGCUUGACCGCCGCAACUUCCACACCAUGACGCGCUACAUCAACUACAGCGACAACCUCAAGCUCAUCAUGAAUGCGCUGGCCGACAAGAGCAAGAGCAUCCAGUACGAGGCCUUCCAUAUCUUCAAGAUCUUUGUCGCUAACCCAAACAAGACGCCAGAGGUGUACAACAUUCUGCGCAACAACAAGGACAAGCUGGUUGACAAGGACGGCGACGAGCAGUUCAAAGACGAGAAAGCCUUCUUGAUCCGCGAGAUCCAGAAACUGCGAGCGCCCGCCCAGGUCUGA
Linderina pennispora is the source of this 969-nucleotide messenger RNA. RefSeq names its product Mo25-like protein. The record is from RefSeq and is a predicted model, not a curated record. The coding region runs from base 1 to 969 and encodes 322 amino acids. Gene Ontology annotation, biological process: intracellular signal transduction. Gene Ontology annotation, molecular function: protein serine/threonine kinase activator activity. Lineage: Eukaryota; Fungi; Kickxellomycota; Kickxellomycetes; Kickxellales; Kickxellaceae. The transcript has 3 exons.